This is a messenger RNA of Aspergillus chevalieri, 1275 nucleotides long. Its product is annotated as nucleolar and coiled-body phosphoprotein 1 family protein. Bases 1 to 1275 code for a protein of 424 amino acids. The record is from RefSeq and is a predicted model, not a curated record. The transcript is spliced from 2 exons. Lineage: Eukaryota; Fungi; Ascomycota; Eurotiomycetes; Eurotiales; Aspergillaceae.
AUGGCAGCGCACAAGGGCAAGAAAGCUUCGGCUCCGAAGAAGUCUCCCAAUACCAAAAAGACCCCCCCCCCUCCGCAAUUAAUCGCCUCUAUCGCUACGUUCCUAUCCGAAAACGGUUUCGAGAGUACGAGUAAGGCUCUCGCAAAGGAGCAGGCCGACAAGUCAAUUGCCCAGACCGAUUCGGAGAAGGCCCCGUCUUUGCUCGAACUCUUCCACAAUUGGACCAAGAAGUCGGAAGAGUCCUCCAGCUCCAGCUCCAGCUCUAGCUCUUCUAGUGAGAGCGACAGCAGCUCCGAUGAGUCCAGCGACUCGGACGUUGAAAUGGGCGAUGCGCAAUCCAAGCAGUCUUCCCGCUCGUCGUCUUCCUCUCCCUCUUCCUCUUCCUCGAGCUCCGAUAGCGACGCUGAUGACGAGGACGAUGUUCCGGCCGCUGGUCCUAAGUCAACCGGCAUGAAGCGCAAGGCCGAGUCCAGUUCCUCAGAAUUGGACUCGAGUUCCUCGGAAUCAGAAAAGGAGGCCCCCAAGGCUAAGAAGGCAAAACUCGAAUCUUCUGACUCCUCUGAUUCUUCGUCGUCGGAGAGUGACAGCAAUUCUUCUUCUUCCUCCUCUGAUUCGUCUGAUUCUGAUUCUGGCUCUGACUCCGACUCCGACUCCUCUGAUUCCUCUGAUUCUGAUUCUAACACCGAUUCCGAUUCGUCCGAUUCGUCCGAUUCCAAUUCCUCCGACUCUUCGUCUUCUGAGAAGAGCUCCGCUAAGAAAGCCGACAAGAAGACUCUGAAGACUGCUAUCAAGACACCCUUGCCCGAGUCAGGCUCCAGCUCUAGCGACUCUUCGUCUGGCUCUUCGUCCUCUGAUGAUGACUCUUCGGACAAUGAGUCCUCUGACAACAAGAAGAAGGACGACAAGUCUUCGGAGUCAUCAAAGUCUUCCGACACCCUCCAAAACUCGGACUCUGACGAGCAGAAGCCCGCCAACAAGGCCAUUGAAAAUGCCCGGGAAACUUCGUCGUCGAAGGCAAGCCCAGUCACUGGAAACAACUCUGCUAAAAAGCAUACCGGUGCCCGCCAGACCCCUCUCGCUGCCCUGAGCGAGCUGCCACACGACCAUCCCUCGAACACAUACAUGUCUUACGCUUAUGCAGACAGGGCCUACCAGGACCUGUCGGUCACUCGCGGCAAGGGAUUCACUAAAGAGAAGAAUAAGAAGAAGCGUGGUUCUUACCGCGGUGGUCCUAUCGAUAUCACCGGAGGAAAGUCCUUCAAGUUCGAGGACUAA